This is a messenger RNA of Diprion similis, 1562 nucleotides long. RefSeq names its product calpain-A-like. The record is from RefSeq and is a predicted model, not a curated record. Lineage: Eukaryota; Metazoa; Arthropoda; Insecta; Hymenoptera; Diprionidae. Bases 1 to 1530 code for a protein of 509 amino acids. Gene Ontology annotation, molecular function: calcium-dependent cysteine-type endopeptidase activity. Gene Ontology annotation, biological process: proteolysis. The transcript is spliced from 9 exons. Gene Ontology annotation, cellular component: cytoplasm.
AUGUCGAAUACCAAGAUCAUCGAGGUCCCUGAAAACGAUUCGCAAGAGAACGAAGGCGCGUCUACAUCGUCGCCGAGAAUCAACGAAAGUCGCAGAGACAACGUUUCCGAGACCAAUAAGGAAGGUGAUGGGGAAUUCCAAGACUUCCAUCGAAUCAAAAGAGAAUUGUGUUCGAAGGGAAAACUGUUCGAAGAUCCACUAUUUCCGGCAGUAUAUACUUCUUUAUUUCCCAAAGAGAUUCCCAAAAACCGUACUGCAUACAAGUACGUUAAAUGGGUACGACCAAAGGAAAUUGUUAGUGAACCGAAAUUUUUCGUGGAUGGAGUCUCUCGAUUCGAUAUCGAGCAACAUGGGUUCGGCAAUUGUUGGCUAAUCGCGGCAAUAUCUCGACUGGCUAUGGAUCCAGAGCUGUUGUUCCAAGUCGUGCCUCAGGAUCAGGACUUCGACGAAAACUACGCUGGAAUAUUCCAUUUCAGAUUUUGGCGGUAUGGAAAAUGGAUCGAAGUCGUGAUUGAUGACCGUCUCCCAAGACUUGGGACUGCUCGAUCGAGUGAAGUAACUGAGUUCUGGAGCGCUUUGCUCGUCAAAGCUUACGCCAAGUUUUACGGCUCCUGGGAGGCCACCGAAGACGGUGAAUCGAACGAAGCUUGGCAGGAUUUUACCGGUGGUCUGACUUCGGUUUACGACUUGGACGUUGCACGGCCAAUACCUUUCGAACUUUUACUGGAUGCUCAGGAAAAGAAGCUGCUUAUGGGAUGCGGUACGCCUAAGAUUCUGAAGAAACGUGAAGGCUUGUACAGUAAUCAUGCCUACUGUAUUACGCAAGUCUCUAAGUACAAGGGGAAAGAUAUGGUGAGGCUGAGGAAUCCAUGGGGUCAUGAGGAAUGGACAGGCCGUUUUUGCGAUGACGAUCCUGUGUGGAAAGCUGAUGUUGAGAUGGCAAAGGCGUUGAACGUCAAGGCUGACGAAGACGGCGAAUUUUGGAUGCCCUUCGAAUUGGUUUCGGAUUAUUUCGCUGCACUUGAAAUUUGUGACACGCUCAAUGUAGGCACAAAACAAUUGGAAAUCAUUACUUUUGAAGGAGAAUGGAAGUACGAGACUUCUGCGAAGGGUCACUUGAGAACGUUGUCACAAAAUCCCCAAUAUCGUAUAACGUUGGAAAAAUCGAAUCAACCGGAGGAAAACUGCACGAUAAUCGUGGCAUUACUGCAGAAAAAUCGAAGGACGAAACGACUAAAGAAUCUAAGAAUCGGAUUCGAAAUUUAUCAGUUGGACGAUUCUGAGAAAUCACCAAACCCCCUGGACAUGAAUUUUUUCCAAAAAAAUGAGUCCAUAUCUGGAUGCGGUCCGAUUGGAACGAACCGCGAAGUUCAGCGCAAAUUCGAACUGGUUCCCGGAGUUUACUGUAUAAUUCCUUGUGUCUACCGGGAGAGUAGCUCGAAUAAGGGAGUCGAAUUCCUGGCCUUUUCCGACGAAGAAGAACAAUUCUUGCUCAGAGUUUUCUUGGGGAAUUCAAAUACCUUGAUAUAAAUGUCGUAAUUGUGGAAUUUGCGAUCGCCAUU